This is a messenger RNA of Photinus pyralis (common eastern firefly), 1322 nucleotides long. RefSeq lists its product as uncharacterized. The record is from RefSeq and is a predicted model, not a curated record. NCBI's taxonomy places the organism in Eukaryota, Metazoa, Arthropoda, Insecta, Coleoptera, Lampyridae. Bases 670 to 1284 code for a protein of 204 amino acids. The transcript is spliced from 2 exons.
UUUAAUAUGGUGACAUAAUAGCAACAGAAAUCGCAGACCCUUAUAUAAUGUUAAUGUUUUCGUCUGAACACGACUUACACGACUUCCAAAGGCCACUUCGUCCAUUGGUCAAACUCGAAAUGUGACCAAACGCGGAAAGCCUAGAAAUUUCACUUAAUUAAAUAUUUAUAGUAAUUAACAUCUAAUUUUCGUUUUAUCUAUUGCCAUUUAAACUUCCAUUGCAUCCCUUUGCAAUUUAAUGGCAGAUCUAUUACGCUUACGCAACAAAGACACAAUGGCUUAACGCAUUUUGCAGUUCAUUCAUUAGUUUUUAUAAUACUAUCGCAUUUAGUUUUAAUUUACAUCCUUUUGAAUGUAAAAUUGGAAAGUUUUGUUAUAUAACUCUAAUAAAUUAAAUACUAGACAUGAAUGUGCAGUUUAAACAACAAAGUGUUACCCGUCCUACAUACCAACGCAUUGUUGGUGCAUCGGCCUAUUUAAAAAUGAAAAAUUUAUCUUCUCAGUAAUUUGGAUUAAAACCUGCGAUUCGCCCAAAACGAACAGUUUUACAGACGGAUCCUUUCGAAAAUAGUCUCGCCUCGUUUUGAGUGGGAACGAUGUGUAUCGUAUAAAAUGCCACCUUCUUCAUUCUUGCGGUUUAUUCAAUCUGUGAUAUUUAGAGAUUAAAUUAUGACAGCCAAACGCUUGCUGGUCAUAUUCUCCAUCAUCUCUUUAAGCCAUAGUCUACCCGCCUAUCCAUCCGGUGGUUACCUGCCAAGUGGAGGUAGUCAGCAUUUAGGUAUAUCAAGUUACGAAACUUCCGGCAGCCAUAUAUCCAACCAACAAUUCGGCGGAGGAUAUCACCAGCACGUACAAGACCAAAAGCACGUCUACUUCUUCGCAUCGCCAGAUACGCGCGAACACUCGCGGCUACGAAUCCAGAUUGUUCCAAAUUCGCAGCGAAACACUAAAAUCAUUUUCGUCAAGGCGCCAAGUUAUGGAGCGCUAGUGCCCGAGGUCGUCGCGCCCCCGUCUAUUUCAGAAGACAAGACGGUAGUGUACGUUUUGGUAAAGAAACACCAACACGACGGACAGAUCACUAUUCCCGCCGGCGUUGGUAUUCGACCAAGCAAACCUGAAGUCUACUUCAUCAAGUACAAGUCUCAGCAUGACGCGGCGGAGGCGGUUAAGGAAGGGACUAGUGGUCAACCGGUCGGUACAAACGUCCCCGAGGUGGCUAACGAGGAGAAGUUUGUCAACACUUUCGAGCGAGAUUAUGGGGUUGGUGUGAUCCAACCGCGUUAGACCUAAUUUAUGUCUAGUUUAAUUUUAAAUAAGUUUAA